AUGGCCCUAAUUGCGGCUAUUACAGACUCUAAUGCCGAUGUCUCUACAGCUACGGAUCCAAAAGAAGCGAAUUUAGAGCAAGAUGUGGAAAAAGCAAAUACUACAGUAACAACAACAAUUGAACAAGGACUGCUUUCACCAGAACAUAAUGCGGCAGGAAAGACUGAAACGGAAGCUAGAAAAUCCUGGUCUUUUAAGCUCGCCUUCAUGGGAAUUGCGGCGAGUCUUUUCGUUUUCCAGCUGGAUGCAACCUGUUUAGGAAUUGUUCUACCUACCAUUGCUGGUGACUUAAACGGAACGAGCUUGGAGUCAUUCUGGGCAAGUCUAGCUUAUACUCUAUGUGGGUUGACCAUGCAAUCGAUUUGGGUCAGCAUCUCCGACGCAUUCGGUCGGAAGCUGCCCCUCUACGUAUCAUUAGGCUUGUUCUUCCUUGGGUCAAUCGUCUUUGCCGUGGCGAAAAAUAUGAACACCAUCAUUGCCGGGCGGGUCCUCCAAGGACUUGGAGGCGGAGGAAUCGAUGUUCUGGCGCAAGUAAUACUUGCAGAUAUGACAACUUUAGAAGAACGUUCGAAAUAUAUCGGCUUAAUGGCUAUUCCAACGGCUAUUGGAAACAUUAUGGGACCUAUUGUGGGUGCUCUUUUCUCAACGUUUGUAUCCUGGAGAUGGAUUGCAUGGAUCAACUUGCCGAUCAUAGCCACGGGGACAUUGCUUGUGUUCUUCUUCCUCAAACUCAGGGCUAUCCCUCUCGAGGCCACAUUCACCAAGAACUUGAAUCGACUUGAUUGGAUCGGUAUGGCCCUUAUCGUUGCCGGAGUCACGCUGUUUGUUGUGCCCCUCAGCUGGGCGGGUUCACUAUUUCCCUGGGCCUCAUGGCAGACGCUCUUUCCUUUGCUCUUGGGAGCUGCUCUGCUUGUAAUGUUUGUCUUUUACGAGACCAAGCCUGCAGCACCUAUUAUGCCCCACCGACUAUUUUACACGAGAACUGGAAAUGCAGCACUGUUGGGAGGCUUUAUCCACGGCAUGAUUUUGGUAUCUCUGUUACAGUACAUGCCUUUACUUUUACAAGCCGUUGAACUAGAGAACGCAAUCUCUUCUGCCAUUUCUCUGCUUCCCACUGUCAUCGUUAGCGUUUUCAUUGCAGCUGUCUCAAUGAUGAUGGUCCCUUUCUUCGGUGGAUAUGUCUGGCUUUUACGGCUAUCGUGGGUCAUACUUACACUGGGAACUGGGCUGUUAGCUCUCUUUAAAGUGAGAUCUCCACCACCAAUGCGUUACGGGUUACCAAUUCUCUGGGGGACAGGUGUCUCAUUAUUGCGUCUCAAUCUCCUUCCUGUUCAAGCGAGCGUCAAGAAUGUCAACGACACUGGCCUAGCUAUUGGGCAACUUCUCACUAUUCGCAUGUUUGGAGGUCUUGUAGGCCUUACUAUAUCUUCAGCAAUCUUUAACAAUGUGUUUUCGGAGUCUAUCUCAAAUGCUGCGGUCCAGCUAACGGGGACUUUGGCGCCCCUGAAAGAUGCCUCAAAUGCGGUGAAUUUUAUUGAAGCACUCAGAUCGCUGGAUAUAUCAUCAACAGCACUAGAUGAGAUCCUCAGUAUUUACUUGAAAUGCUUCCAAACAAUAUUUUACACAAUGACUGGCUUCGGUGGAUUGGGCUUAUUUACUUCGUUGUUCUUGAGUGAAAUUGACCUCAAAGGGCAUAGUCUUGGAAAUCAGCGGUUUGAACAGUAA
Trichoderma gamsii is the source of this 1725-nucleotide messenger RNA. RefSeq lists its product as hypothetical. Gene Ontology annotation, molecular function: transmembrane transporter activity. NCBI's taxonomy places the organism in Eukaryota, Fungi, Ascomycota, Sordariomycetes, Hypocreales, Hypocreaceae. Gene Ontology annotation, biological process: transmembrane transport. The transcript has 2 exons. The coding region runs from base 1 to 1725 and encodes 574 amino acids. The record is from RefSeq and is a predicted model, not a curated record.